UUAUGGAGUCUUCAUAGCAGGGCUUAGGAUAGCAAUUUCUGGAAGCAAGACCCAAGUGCCUCUGCACUCCCAUGCACAGCGCUGCCUUCCAAAACAGAUCCACCCUUCUCCACUUCUGCUCCUUCCACACCAAUGCAGAACGAGGAAAUUCAACAGCGGGCAGAUUCAGGACUUCAUGGGCAAUGGGAGUUUUUUGGGGAGCCCUAGAAGAGGGAAGGGGCCGGUGGGGACGUGAGGACAGAGAGCCCCAUCUGAUGUGAGGUCACAGAGCCCCACUGUGAUCUGCUGUUCAGUGCCAGCUCUGGACACCUCUGAGGCAGCAGCAGUGGCAGCAGCAGCAGCAGCAUGUUGCGAGCACUGGGGGUCGUAGUCCUCACCUGCUGCCUCCCCCUCUUUCUGGUGGCCCUGCAAGCCCAGGAUGCCCAGUCUGCUCCAAUGCAAGGGCAGGGAGCAGAUGUGGCCAAAAAAAGGCCUCUUCCAGCUCCUGAGCCAGAUUCCAUGUUGAUUCCAAGCUGGUAUCUCAAGGAGAUGGAGCCUAAGCCUGUGCAGAAGGAGACCUUCCAGAUGGGAGAAAGUGACAGAGUGCCAGUCUCAGGGGAAGAAAGACAGGCAGUGCCAGACACAAGCACAUCAGAUGUGGCCAAAGGAAGGCCUCUUCCAGCUCCUGAGCCAGAUUCCAUGUUGAUUCCAAGCUGGUAUCUCAAGGUGAAGGAUUCCCAGAAGAUACCUGUAGUUCCAAAGGAACUCCUAAGAGCCUUGGAGAAAGCUGCAUCUGAGAUGGAGCCUGAGACUGUGCAGAAGGAGACCUUCCAGAUGGGAGAAAGAGACAGAGUGCCAGUCUUAGGUGAAGGAGAGGCAAUACAAGGCACCAAGACACCUGCUCAGCCUCAGGGUCAUCCUGGAAGGUCAGCUAGUCUGGGAAAAGAUGAAACUGCUCAGGAGUUGAGCAAGAACUAUAUCCUUGGAACUGCAGCAGCCUUCAGCGUGCUCCUGCUUGGGAUUGCAGUCGGUUGCAUAGUCAUGUCCCAGUUAAUGAGAGACACAAGGACCCAGGGAGAUGAAGCAUCACCAGUACAAGCUGAUACUUACUCUGCCUGAGAAAGCAAGGUUUAAACUAGAGAUAAAGGCAAAGCAGAGUCAGGAGAAGGAGCAGGAAGGGGUGACAGAGACCAAGCAAACACGAAAUUCAGCAACAGCUGCCGCCUGUCACCAGGGAUCUUUGCGGCAGAGCUCGCCCAGCUAUACAGGAACAUGGGCACAGACCCUACACCUCUGCCCGCUUAUCCCAGCUGCUCUCUGGCUGACAGGGCCUCUUCACAGGAGAACUGGGUUUCCCUGGACUCACUCCAUCCCACACCAUCCUGGUGUCCCUGCUACCAGUACCAGCAGGGGUACUUUACUUUAGAAAAUCAUGUUUUGGUUU
Messenger RNA from Chiroxiphia lanceolata (lance-tailed manakin), 1423 nucleotides. RefSeq lists its product as uncharacterized. The coding region runs from base 346 to 1098 and encodes 250 amino acids. The transcript has 9 exons. The record is from RefSeq and is a predicted model, not a curated record. NCBI's taxonomy places the organism in Eukaryota, Metazoa, Chordata, Aves, Passeriformes, Pipridae.